AUGCACUACCCACGCAACACGGACGGGACGCAGAUCCGCGCGCACCGCGCCAUGAGACACCCCGGCGCGGUGCUCUUCUCCGAGCCCACGCGCUUCUGGUCCGAGCGCUGGAAGCUGCUCGACGCGCACGACUCGAAGGUGAAGGACAGCACGGGCGGGUUCGCCCACGAUGAGGCCGCGUUCCACCCGUUCUCGGACGGGCCGCUCAACUGCAGCGGUUCGAGGUACGGCAACGAACACGAGGGGCCGUCCCACCGCAAAAACGAGGAAGUGUUGAGAGGCGAGGGGAAGGAGGACCGAUAG
Molecule: messenger RNA, 303 nt
Organism: Epithele typhae
Lineage: Eukaryota; Fungi; Basidiomycota; Agaricomycetes; Polyporales; Epitheliaceae
Exons: 3
Coding region: 1-303 (100 amino acids)
Molecular function (GO): iron ion binding; heme binding; monooxygenase activity
Source: RefSeq, a predicted model, not a curated record